AAUCGCCCUGAAAAAGGGACGCGUAUGUCACGUGCAUUGGGCGCAAGUCAACUGCUGCGGCUUCCUGAGACAGACGAUAUUCAAUGGCCCUGCGUAGUCGUCGCAGGGUCGCUCCAGGGACCCAGGCGGCGUACAAACUACAAAAUAUGAGAGCGCACAUCAAAGCGAGCCGGGUAUGGUAUGCAUCGCGCCCAUCCCUCCAUAUAAAAGAGACUUCCUCUCUUCCAUCGACAUCUCAUUCCUUCAACCAACUCCUCGCCUCCCAUCGCUAACAUCCCACCAUGACCCAGACCAGUAUCCACCUCCAAGCAACCCCGCGAGACAGGACUGUCGACCUCGGUGACGGACUCAUCAUGCGCUGGUCCACCAAGGCCGACAGCGACAACGUUGCAGAGCUCAUGGGGGAGGCCUUCAGGUGGCUAUCUUUCCUGGAUCCCAUCCCUGAAGGCGUCAUCCCAGGACCCAGCGCGACCUUUUCCUCAGCCAGUAGACGACUGUUGAGCGGUAAGAACGGGACCAUGACAGACCGGGACUAUGCUCUCGUGGAGGACACGACCCGCCCACGCGACAACAAGAACCCUAUCGUCGCCUGCGUGGCCAUGCAACGCCAUCGUGCCUAUUACGGCUGCGUCGACGAUAUAUUCUUUGGCAAACCGGAACUUAUCGCCACGCGGCCCGAAUACCGUAACCGAGGGCUCGUCCGCAAGUUGCUCUACGAAAUGAUCCACCCGGAAUCUGAGGCUCGUGGAGAUGCGCUUCAGUUCAUCGCCGGCAUCCCACAUUUCUAUCGUCAAUUCGGAUACACAUACGCCAUGGCGAACUACUUGUCCGGCAAGAUCGCAGACCUGUCGUCGAUCCCCGCUCUACCCCCCGGCAAGACCGAGCCCUUCAUCCUCCGCAAAGCGACCGCUGCCGACAUCCCCUACCUAGUCCGCCAUAGCACCAACGACGUCAGCCCCUAUACUUCCGUCGGGCUCAAAUACGGCCCUGAGUACUACCAAUACACCGUCGCCGAUAUCCUCGAGCUCGAGCAACCGGGCCACAACAGCAUCCGCGACACCCUUAUCGUCGUCAACGCCGCUACAGGCAAAGAUGUUGGCUUCUCGAUCGUCUCUCAUAUGGUCGGUCUCAAGGUCGAGGCCCUCGUCCUCGACGACUCCGUCGUUCUCAAGGACGCCCUCUACCCGAUCCUGCGGCAGUUCAUCUCGAACGAGAAACACCGUCUUGAAGCCAAGAAGGCGACUCUCUCAGUCGAAGAAGCGGAAAAGUUCUCGACCGCCCCACCUUACAUGCUGCUCCAGGUUCAUCCCAAGCACCCGAUCACGAUGUUGUUGGGCUCCAAAAUCGCGCCCAGCAUCACCGGUCCCGGAUAUAGAGUCAUGACCCGUAUCUACGACUACCCACGCUUCAUUCGCAUCAUCACCCCAGAACUCGAACGCCGUCUCAGUAAAUCUCCCAUGGCCGGCUUGACCGGUCGUCUGCGCCUAGACUUUUACCGCAAGGUGGAGGGUAACAAUGCCAAGGGCCUAGAGAUCCUUUUUGAGGACGGAAAGAUCGUCGAAGCUAGGGAAUGGGCCAACCCCGGGCCGGAGAAGACGGUCGAGGAGUACUUGGCUUGGAAAGCAGAGGAUAAGGUGCCAGUGAUUUAUGCGGCCGCGUUUGCGCCCUUGACCUUCCAUUCGCUCUUGACGGGAGACAGGAGUCUGGAGGAGCUGGCCUGGUCUUUUGGAGAGAAUCGCGUCAAGGACGAGGCGUCCACGCUGCUAUUGAACUCCUUGUUCCCCAAGGUCUCUCAUCAAAUUGAUGGAUUCUUCUGGUAGACGAAGCAACGUUCACUCUAGGCUUGGCACCAAUAAAUGAAAGCUGUAUUUGGACCAA
This is a messenger RNA of Gamsiella multidivaricata, 1878 nucleotides long. RefSeq lists its product as uncharacterized. The transcript has 4 exons. NCBI's taxonomy places the organism in Eukaryota, Fungi, Mortierellomycota, Mortierellomycetes, Mortierellales, Mortierellaceae. The record is from RefSeq and is a predicted model, not a curated record. Bases 282 to 1820 code for a protein of 512 amino acids.